Molecule: messenger RNA, 804 nt
Organism: Fraxinus pennsylvanica
Lineage: Eukaryota; Viridiplantae; Streptophyta; Magnoliopsida; Lamiales; Oleaceae
Source: the annotation of a GenBank genome assembly
AUGUUUUCAUCACAUAGACUUGAUGCAAGCCAGGGUCUUCGUCAAGAAAAAUUGCAGAAAUUGCAUGACUACGUGAAUGAUUGCUGCAGUAAUGAGCAAGUAGUUGAUAUUGGUGAUGCUGUGUUUAUCACAUCGCUUAAUCUUAUGUCAGCCACUCUUUUCUCCACUGAUUUUGCUCAAUUUAAUUCCAAAUCUUCUCAAGAAACAAAAGAAGUUGUCCGGGGUUUGAUGACAGUUGGAGCAGUUCCUAAUCUUGCAGAUUUCUUCCCUGUUCUGAAGUUCAUCGAUCCACAAGGCCUUUUGCGUGAAACCAAGAGUUACCUUAGAAAAGUAUUUGUAAUAUUUGAUGAUUUGAUCAAUCAACGGUUGAAGUCAAGAGGUGAAUCACUGGAUCAUUCGGUGAAAAGUGAUUUACUAGAAGCGAUCCUCAACCAUAACCAGACAAACCAAACCGAAUUAACCUUUGAUGUACUAAAGCAUCUACUUCUGGAUUUAUUCAUUGCAGGGACAGACACUACUUCUAGCACGAAAAAAUCUUCCCUAAAUUCUGGUGGUGGACAUGAUGAUUCUUCUUCCUAUAUUCGAAACAAAGGGAAGGGAACUGCCGAAAGCAGUGGGUCUUUUAUACCGAAGCUAACAAAGCUAGAUUUGCCACGGUAUAAUGAGCUGGAGGAUCCGACUGGAUGGAUAUGCAGAGCUGCGAGAAGGACAAAAUGCCUAUGGCAGGGUAUCAUUCGGAAGGAGAUGUUCAACUAUGGUACCAACGAUUUAGGCAAGGGGUCAGAGCCAAUUAACAGUCUCUAA